This is a messenger RNA of Pyrenophora tritici-repentis Pt-1C-BFP, 600 nucleotides long. Lineage: Eukaryota; Fungi; Ascomycota; Dothideomycetes; Pleosporales; Pleosporaceae. The record is from RefSeq and is a predicted model, not a curated record.
AUGGCGCAACGCCGUGAUCAAAUCAAGGACGAUGACCAUGAGAUACAGCUGUUCCACGCGACGAUAUGGGGCGACCAGAAAAGGCUCAAAGGGCUACUUGCUCAGCGGAUGCUUGAAGCUAACGAUAGUAGGAAUGUAGAAGACCAGCAUCGCGAGACGCUUGCAUCCACGAUCGUCGAAGCCCUCCAAACAUCGAACCGGCUCGUUCAAGGCGAGGCACCAACUUUCAGGGGCACACACAUUGCAGGCAACGCAGUCUACACUGCCACCGCGAACAUGCUAGCAGCAUCAGAAGACCUGAUUGGCGAAUACGAAAGGCUAGAUGGCAUAAUGAGAGAGUUGCGGGAUGAGCACGCAGAUGCACACACGAGCACUUGGAAGAGGGACGUCGAAGUCACUGACAAGCAGCCGAGGAUACAUGCGAGGGCUGCAUUGAGAAGUGUCAGGAAUUUUCUUGCAGCAGCAGAUGAAGAUGGUAAACACGAAGUGGGGGACAAAGACGAAGAUGUGGCGAUGGAAGGACUGAAGCCGAUCAAGCGGAGUUAUGAGCUGUUGAAGAGUCGAGAGUAUGCGGAUGGUCAAGGGGAUACCGAUGGAUAA